This is a messenger RNA of Hyaloscypha bicolor E, 1193 nucleotides long. RefSeq lists its product as uncharacterized. Gene Ontology annotation, molecular function: sequence-specific DNA binding; DNA-binding transcription factor activity, RNA polymerase II-specific; zinc ion binding. Gene Ontology annotation, biological process: positive regulation of transcription by RNA polymerase II. The record is from RefSeq and is a predicted model, not a curated record. The coding region runs from base 32 to 799 and encodes 255 amino acids. The transcript has 2 exons. NCBI's taxonomy places the organism in Eukaryota, Fungi, Ascomycota, Leotiomycetes, Helotiales, Hyaloscyphaceae.
ACGACCCCUCAACCGGCCUCACUUCGACGCGAUGCCAUCGACCGCCAACAAUCAGAUCUCUGUCGGCUCUCCAUCCGAGAGUAGGGAUAGGCAAAGUAAUGGUUCGGAGAACAAUGCCACACGGUCACCAAGGCGUCCGCGUGUAGCUCUGGCCUGCCAACGAUGCAAGAAACGAAAACAGAAAUGUGAUGGACAAACACCAACCUGCUCCAAUUGCAGGAGCUUCAAUGCAGACUGCCUAUACAUCAAACCUCCAGUUCCUCGAAGUCGUGACCCAUAUCUCAGGGCAGCAGAGGACCGGGUAGCUGAGCUGGAAGGGAUAUUGUUGAGAGAAGGUAUAUUGGAUGAAGGGCAGAGUCAAUGGCGUCAAUUGCAGGCAGCACAGCUUGUUGAUCAGCCAGAUACGAAUGAAUUGACCGUACCAGAGCCAACGCAAAGACCACCAAAACGACCAUGUAUCGAUACAUCCCAAGAUUAUAUUGAGGCCGGUGUGGAGUGGGAAGGCAACACAAGAGACAGGAAUGUCAAUGCCGUGGUGGACAUACUCAGAGAUCUUUCGUUGGAAGCCAGCGGUGGUUAUAUUGGCGCUUCAUCCAGUAUUACCAUGAGCCGAAUGGUAGGAUCCCUUGUGAAGUCCAGAGUUGAGCCUGACCUUGGACUCCGGACCGAAGAACAUCUCAGCCCAAAGUCAUCCUCCGAUGGAACAUUCGAUGGCGAUUCGGUACUAGAACUGGGGGGUAUGCCUGGGAAUAUUGCAGACAAGCUUCUCAUGGGCUAUCUGAAACAUAUAUCAACUUGAUAGCCAAUCUUGCACUCCAAUUAUAUUCGAACCCUCCAUCAUAGCCGAGAUACCCUCGUCGAUCCAUACGACAGGAGUGUCCUGCAUCUUGUCUAUGCCAGUGGAGCUCGAUUUUUGGAGACCACUGGCGAGACCGGUGCUUUCUUCCCAGACCGACACCAAUUCUGCCGGCAUGCAGUACUUGGACGAGAUGCUUCAGUAUCAUGACAUUCGUUCCAUCCAGAUUUUGAUACUAUUGGCUAUCUAUAGUCUUCGGGCACCUAAAGGACCUGGGGCAUGGUAAGUGUUUAUCAUUGCUCUUGCAACCUCAUGCUAAUUUCCGACUGCCAGGACGUACAUUGGUUUGGCAAUGAGAACUUGCAUAGACCUCGGUCUUCACCGCAAGACCCCUGUG